CAGACAUGGCGGGGAGAUGCCGAGGAGCAGUGCUGUUGGCCCGCAGGCUGGGGAGCCUUUACCAGCGCCCAGCGGCUCCGGCCAGAGGGAUGGCCUCCUGCAUAGACGCCUCCAUUGGGCUGAAUGAAGAACAGAAGGAGUUUCAGAAAGUAGCGUUUGAUUUUGCUUCCCGAGAGAUGGCACCUCGUAUGGCGGAGUGGGAUGAAAAGGAAAUAUUCCCGGUGGAGACCAUGCGGAAGGCGGCACAGCUUGGGUUUGGGGGUAUUUACAUACAGCCGGAUGUUGGGGGAGCCGGACUCUCCAGACUUGACACCUCCAUCAUUUUUGAGGCUCUGUCCACGGGAUGUGUGAGCACGACAGCCUACAUGAGCAUUCACAACAUGUGUGUAUGGAUGAUCGAUACAUUUGGUAACGAUGACCAAAGGCAUACGUUCUGUCCUCCACUUUGUAGCAUGGACAAGUUUGCGUCGUAUUGUCUAACAGAACCAGGCAGCGGUAGUGAUGCAGCAUCCCUGUUAACUUCUGCCAAGAGAGAUGGCGACAAUUACAUCCUUAAUGGUUCGAAGGCGUUUAUCAGCGGCGGUGGAGAAACUGAUGUCUAUGUGGUGAUGUGUCGUACGGGAGGCAGUGGUGCACGAGGGAUCUCCUGUCUGGUGGUGGAGAAAGGGACUCCAGGGCUCAGCUUUGGCAAGAAAGAGAGGAAGGUCGGGUGGAACUCCCAGCCAACACGAGCGGUUAUAUUCGAGGAUUGCGUGGUUCCUGUGACCAAUAGAGUUGGCGAAGAGGGUCAGGGGUUUGGUAUUGCUAUGCAAGGCCUGAAUGGAGGCCGAAUAAAUAUCGCAUCCUGUUCACUCGGAGCAGCUCACGCCUCUGUGUUACUUGCCCGAGACCAUCUCUCUGUGAGGAAGCAGUUUGGGGAGCCUUUAGCUAAUAAUCAGUACCUGCAGUUUGGGCUAGCAGAGAUGGCAACGCGUCUGGUCACCGCCCGGCUGAUGAUUCGACAUGCAGCUCAGGCCUUACAGGAUGGACAGGCAGAUGCUGCUACAUUCUGUGCUAUGGCAAAGCUUUAUGCUACCGAGGAGUGCUUUAAGGUGUGUAAUCAAGCCCUGCAGAUGCAUGGAGGAUAUGGAUACCUAAAAGACUAUGCCGUGCAGCAGUAUGUCCGCGAUAUUCGUGUUCAUCAGAUCUUAGAGGGAACCAAUGAGGUAAUGCGGAUGAUAGUAGCCAGAAGCCUGUUGCAAGGGUGAAAUCCGUGCUCUGAUUGCAGGAGCUGUUAUGUCUGCCAGGAAGGCGAAUGUGUACAAAAUGUCUCCUGGAGCAUUGCUGUGUGGAACCAUUUACGGAUCUGUUGUACAGAAACAUUAAGGGGUCUACCCGCUAAACAGUGGAAGGUGCUAACUUUGAAAUGUCAAAAUUACUGACAACUUAGGAAGGAGUGGUUUUCUGUGUCCUGGGGGCAGUUACAAAGAAAUCGCCAACAUUCAUACCUCACCAGCUUCUUGUUCUAUCACGUUCAACUCCAUUUCUUAACGUUCUAUUCAAUCAAUACGCACUCUCAGGGGAUAUUUGUCUUUGGCUAAUUUUACUUUUGUUCUCGUGGUAUCGUGUCAUUAAUGUGAGUGUGGGCUUUGUUGUGUUUUUUUUUUUCUCCCUUUUUAUUUCAGAAUCAAUUUCUUAUUCUUUAUCUGAUGUAAUAUUAAAUAUUAAAAUGCCUUUGAUUCU
Messenger RNA from Pelobates fuscus (common spadefoot toad), 1722 nucleotides. RefSeq names its product acyl-CoA dehydrogenase family member 8 (gene ACAD8). Gene Ontology annotation, cellular component: mitochondrion. The coding region runs from base 6 to 1247 and encodes 413 amino acids. NCBI's taxonomy places the organism in Eukaryota, Metazoa, Chordata, Amphibia, Anura, Pelobatidae. The record is from RefSeq and is a predicted model, not a curated record. The transcript is spliced from 11 exons. Gene Ontology annotation, molecular function: acyl-CoA dehydrogenase activity; flavin adenine dinucleotide binding. Gene Ontology annotation, biological process: lipid metabolic process.